AAGUUGUUUCCAGUCGGACUCGCUUAAGCCCUGCACAUAACAUGGAGGACAGAAAUAGAGUGUGUUCGCUCAGCUGCAGUUAAACUAAUCCGCGUAAUUCAUCACUGACUGAUGAAAACAUUUGAUGUCGUAACAUCACCGACAUGUUUUAAUGAAACAGACGUCAUUAACCAGCUCCUCGGUGUUUUACUGCAGAGAUUCAAGCUUCAUCCUCAGACACGUCUGAAAUCUGCAGGACUUCAUGUUCACUCUCCGGCUGUGUCUCAGGCUCCAGUCUGGGCCUCAGGUUUGUUCUGUGUCCCAGCAGAGGACCCACAAACUGGCCUCAGUCCAGACCGCCGCGAAGCUCCCCACAAAGAAAGCCCGGAGCGUCCUGUACCCGUUCACUGAUCUGGAAGCUUACCUGGACAGGUCUGUGGACCGGACUCAGUUCCAGCUGUUUCAUCCCAGUGUGGAGGACAUGAUUAAAGCAGAGAAACUCUUCGUCUCUUCACCAUCUCAUAAGAUCGAUUACUUCACCUCUGCAGAGAGGAUGGACCACGUCCCUGCUCUGCAGCAGCCAGAGGUGUGUUUCAUCGGCAGAAGUAACGUGGGGAAGUCGUCUCUCAUCAGAGCUCUGUUCUCUCUGACUCCAGAAGUGGAGGUCAGAGUCUCCAAGACUCCAGGUCACACAAAGAAGAUGAACUUCUUCAGAGUGGGCAGAGCGUUCACCGUCGUCGACAUGCCGGGCUACGGACACCGAGCGCCUAAAGACUUUGUGGACAUGGUGGAGCCGUAUCUCUACACCAGGAGAAAACUUGUGAGGACGUUCCUGUUGGUCGACGGCAGCGUCGGUCUUCAGAAAGCUGACCUCAUCGCCCUGGAGAUGUGUGAGGAGAUCAGACGUCCAUAUGUGAUGGUGGUGACCAAGAUUGAUAAAUGUGGGCGCGGGACUCUGCUGACAAACUUCCUGAACCUUCAGGAUGUGGUGAAAACACACACCACCUGCUGCUUUCCUCAGCCCUUUCUGGUCAGCUCACUGCAGUAUUUGGGGAUCUACCUCCUGAGAUGCUUCAUUACUCAUCUAACAGGAAGCAUCAGGUUGUCAAACACCUCUGAGAGCUGACCCCAGGACAGAUCAGUCUCCAUCAGGUCUGGACUCUUUGUCUUCAGUCUCUGAAUAAGAGCAGAAGAGCAGAGGACAGGACAUGUUUCUCCAUAUUUCUGUACCUCAGAGGUGACGUGUUGGCCUGUCUACAUACAGCUGUAAGAUGAUUCUAUUUUCUAAUAAAAUGUAAAACACA
Molecule: messenger RNA, 1283 nt
Organism: Lates calcarifer (barramundi perch)
Lineage: Eukaryota; Metazoa; Chordata; Actinopteri; Centropomidae
Gene: gtpbp8
Product: GTP binding protein 8 (putative)
Exons: 9
Coding region: 242-1105 (287 amino acids)
Cellular component (GO): mitochondrion
Molecular function (GO): GTP binding
Source: RefSeq, a predicted model, not a curated record